Trichoderma reesei QM6a is the source of this 1725-nucleotide messenger RNA. RefSeq lists its product as uncharacterized. The record is from RefSeq and is a predicted model, not a curated record. NCBI's taxonomy places the organism in Eukaryota, Fungi, Ascomycota, Sordariomycetes, Hypocreales, Hypocreaceae. The transcript is spliced from 6 exons. The coding region runs from base 1 to 1725 and encodes 574 amino acids. Gene Ontology annotation, molecular function: protein binding.
AUGGCGACAAUCUACCACGCCGCGGCUUUGGGUCGUAUCACGGAUCUCGCGGCCUUGGAUCCUUACAAAUCCGCUGAUUCCGAGUUCGGGAUUGAUAAACCCGACGACAAGGGUCGCACAGCCCUCAGCCACGCUGCCUCGAGAGGCAAGAUUGAUGUCGUCAAGUUUCUCAUCAGCCAAAAGGCCAAUGUCAACGCCCAAGACAACAGCAAGCGAACGGUACUCUGGUGGGCCUCUCAUAGUGACCCGUCCGUCACCAGACAAGAGCGAUUCGUCACGGUCGAGUACCUCCUGCAAGAGCAUGCAGACCCGAACAUCCCUGCCUCGAACGGCUCCACCGCACUCUCCAAGUUCAUCGAGCACCGCGAGCCGACCGUCAUCAAGCUUCUACGACACUAUGGCGCCUCUACGGACCACAAGAUCCAGAGAGGCUCAACCACCGUGAGCAUCGAGGAGCUCGCAAGGGCCACAAAGGAUCCGGAUGUGAUCGAGGCAGUGAUGCUAAAGCCGGGGCAAGCUUCGAGCAGGGACGUGGUCGUGACUGAGAUUGUCAACUACCUGUUCAGGUCUAUUGGAUACAUGAAUACUGCCUUUGGUGGCGUUGUCAGGAGUUUCUUCGGUAUCAGCGGCGAUAUACGUGCUCCCCUACAGGCCGCACCAAGGGAGAGGCAAUUCAGCGAUUCAGACAGUGCCAUAGACAUCUCCCAGCCCGAAGAAGACAAGGUCGCCGCUCUCUCAGGCAGAAUCCAUGACUACUCAGACAGCGACGCUUCUCGCAUCACCGCAAGCACUGUUGGUUUCAACACAGCAGCACUUGACCCGGUCCAGGGGGACCAUAGGGACCAGGAGGACCAACAAGACAAGAAGGGCCAACAAGACGACGAGGAUAAGACUCCUCAUGUAUCAGAGAUCUCAGGGAAGACCACGGCCAAACAAUUCCAGGCAGGCAUGACCCAAUUCAUUGAUGACACUGGUCUGGGCUGCUUCUUCGCGGAAGACGACAAGUUCUUGGAAGACGUCGCCAUGAAAGCAGUGGAGCUCGAAAACAACGUAGACGAGGUGCUCAACAGCAAGAAGGACAUCCAAGACAUCACCAAGCUUGCACUGUACCAGCCGGUCUUCUACUGCGGCACUCGUGCCCGUGACCAGGUCGAACUUGUUCGACGAGUUGCCCGAAUCUCUACCCUACUGGUGCCUGAUGGCUGUGGUACGGGACUGCAGUUCAUCAAUAAGAGACAUACGCUGGACGAUAAUCUCAAGGCAGAGCAAGUCGAAGAGAUCAUGAGAUCGUUUGAGCCUCGUGGCAAUACCAAGAUCGGCAUCAACCUCGAGCGAAAGAUUCUCAAUCCCCUGAUUUACGACGUCAUUGACAGCGGAAAGAAGUUGGAAAGGCCCAUCCUGAUUUCUUGCAUCACUGAUGGCUGCGCCAGUGGCGAGCCUUCGACUGAAUUCAGAGAUGCUAUUGUCAGAUGCGUUGGCUAUCUCAAGGAAAAGGACUACCCGCCUACAGCUGUGCGAUUCCAGAUUAGCCAGAUCGGUAACGACCGUGGUGCCGAAUCCUUCCUUAACCAGCUUCGGGAUGAUCCUCUUCUGAAGGAUGUGCUCUUCUGCACCACUCAACGCCUCGACGAGGAGUACAAGAAACUCAAUGAGAACGAAGAGGAUCUCGAGCGAUGGCUCUUGCAAACCCUCAUGGGGCCAAUUCUUAGCCUCGGCCGUAAAUAG